Messenger RNA from Scophthalmus maximus (turbot), 4714 nucleotides. It is a transcript of the gene arhgef15b, whose product is annotated as Rho guanine nucleotide exchange factor 15b. The transcript has 17 exons. The coding region runs from base 704 to 3787 and encodes 1027 amino acids. The record is from RefSeq and is a predicted model, not a curated record. Lineage: Eukaryota; Metazoa; Chordata; Actinopteri; Pleuronectiformes; Scophthalmidae. Gene Ontology annotation, biological process: activation of GTPase activity. Gene Ontology annotation, molecular function: guanyl-nucleotide exchange factor activity; protein binding.
UUCACAGCCUUCGUUUCCCAGACAUCACGACUAAAGUUCACUGCCGAGACAUCAAGUUGUUGUUGUUUUUUUCGUGAUAUUAUUUUAUUUACAAAGCCAUGGUUUCGUUCAGGGUUUUAUUUUGAAGUCCCUUACAGGAACCUCGCCACAUUACAGCAUGUGACUUACCGGUUUCCAGCCGGGUUGUUACGGUUGUUACACUCCCACCUCCCCUGCCCUCUCCUCCCGUCUCACACGGGCUGCGGGGUAACAAAGACGAGACAACGGGAGGGGGAUGAUGGGAGCUCGGACCACAAAUCCCACUACAAAACUGAAACCGCUUCGCUUUUCUCAUUUUUCCAUGUAACGGAUCGUUUUAACAGCACAUUUUAAGAUCAAAGUUCAACCAACGCGGCUGCGCCCCGGAUCGAUUUUAAACCUGAAGCUUUCGAUCUUGGGAGGAAGAAAAGAAAGAAAGAAGCGAACUACAGUAUGUUGGACUGCCGACACUAGAGCCGAAUGACCGGAGAAACACUAACGGACAUGUCUGAAUGACUGUGGGGACCACAAGCCAAAAAGGUUGAGAAACAAUAACCUAAAGUUUAACACGUUCACCAUGUGACGAUGACAUGUUAACACUGACCUCUGCCCUCAAAGCCUGACCUGUGAUCGGUCAGGGCUUAGAGAGAAAGCACUCGGCGAGAGAAGACCCCCUCCAGCUACGAUGUCUGUCCAGGAGGCGUCCGAAAGGCAGACGUCGCCGUUGGCCGUCAAGCCAGAGGCCAAGCAAAGACCCGAGAUCCCCCCGAAACCGUCGGCUCCGCCCGGCUCUCCUCCUCUGGGAGACGGAGGCAGCGCCGCGAGCCUCCCCUGUGGGAAAGUCAAAAGGAUUGUGAGCAAGUUUAGCAAGCAGGAGUCCGUGUCGAGCGAACCCGAGGAGCGGCCCAGCAACGGUACCUCAGAACUCAAGCGGCUCAGAAGGCCUCCGACGGUAAAGCCCAAACCGUGCCGCACCGGGCUGCGGCUUCAGGCGACGGCAGAGCAGGCUCCUCCGCUGCCUCUGAAGAGGAGCCGCAUCCUGCAGAGACAGAGGGAGAGCGAGGGGGGAGACGAGGGCGACGGCAGCGGCGUGGAAGGAGGCCGAUCAGCGCCGGACGGAAAGGAAGUGGAGUUUCAGCUGAUCGGAGGAGGCGAAGCCGAGGCGGAACACAGUCCAGACUCCCCCCUCAGUCCGUGCUGCGGCCCAGGCUGCAGCUGCGUGUGCCAUCGCCAGCGGCCUGGCAUGAAACUGAUAUGGGUGCCGGUGGACGUGGAAGAUGGUGGGCAGGAGGUCGGCGGUGGAGGGGAGGACGAGAGCGACGUGGAAGAGCAGGACGGGGAAGAUUGGGAGGAGUAUGAGGAGGUGGAGCCAGGAGGGGCAGGGGAAAGCGAGGAUGGGUUUUCUGAGGGCGAUGACAACGAGGCGUCUAAACAAGACAAGUCGAAGUUCAACCAGUCUUUGGAUGUUUUGAUCUCUGAGGGUUACAGGAGGCGGUCGGACCCCGGGCCUCACAGUGUCCUCGCCUCUCUCACCGUCACUCGCUCCCAGUCGCCCCCUGUUCCCCCGAAACGAUCUAAGUCACCCCCAGUCCACCACACGCCCCCGCAAAGCGAUGAAGACAAUAUUUACGAGGCCACACUUCCAAUGGUCGACCCUGCUCUUAAAAAGACCACGCCUCUGUGCAAGGAACUGGAUAUUCCUCUAAUCAAGGUGCGCAAACCGGCCCUUCGGUCUAAACUGUCGUACAGCACCUCGGACCCGACAUCCGAGUUUCAGACGAACGACGGACCCUUGGCAAGGCCGGACAAUGUGCCGCCCGCCAUCCCGCCGAGGAUGCCUGUGAUUCCAGACGUCCGCAGCCUCACGCCGGUGCACAGAGCCGGCAUUCCCCUCCCGCAGCCCACCCUGGAGGAGUGGCGCGCCCUGCGACCUUCGUCACCAAGCAGCUCCACUGCCAGCGGGCUGAGCCCCCAACGAGCCAUCACUCCACCCCCAGCCACCCUCCUCGUACCGCACAGACCCCCUCCUCCUCCACCAAAGACGGAUCCUCGGAGGCUCAGCAGCGCCUCACUACAGUCCCUCGCACCGAAAAAAGAGGGAGAGGAGAACGGAGGAAAAGAGGGAGAAAAAGAGGCCUCAGUGGAAGAACUGAGGGAGUCUUCGUUCAGCUGGGAGUCCCGCCUGCAGGACGAGCCUCUGUACCAAACGUACCGUGCCACCGUCAUCAACAAAGAAAUCCGACGACAGACAGUCUGCCGAAACAUCAGUAAGACUAGUGUGGACUAUGCGAUGGACUUGACCGCCCGUCGCGCUGGGGCCGGCAGCGGUGCUGCCGUUGGAAACGGACCCCCCAGGGGCAGCCCCGUGGCCACGCCCGCCCAGAGCACCCUGUGGCAGGACCUCCCAGAUGUACGUGACAGCAGGGUGCUGGAGCAGCUCACCCCUGAGCAGUGCAAGUACCAGGAGAGUAUGUUUGAGGUUUUGACGUCAGAGGCCUCUUACCUCCGAUCCCUGCGCGUCCUGAUCGAACACUUCCUGGACAGCCGGGAGCUGGAGGACACGAUGAUCAUCAGGGACAAGAAAACUCUCUUCUCCAACAUCCUGAGGGUGCAAGAGGUCAGCGAGAGGUUCUUGAAAGACUUGGAGGACCGCAUAUUCGAGGACCUGGUCUUCCCGGACAUCUGUGACAUUAUCCAUUAUCACGCCCAGCACAAGUUCCCCGCCUACAUCGACUACGUUCGCAACCAGAUCUACCAAGAAAAGAUCUUCACUACACUCAUGAAGAACAACGUGCAGUUUGCUGCAGUCAUCACUCGUCUCCAAGAGUUGCCUCAGUGCCAGCGGCUGCCCUUCAUGUCCUUUUUGCUGCUGCCCUUCCAGCGCAUAACGCGCAUCAAAAUGCUCACUGAGAACAUCCUGAAGAGAACAAAGGAGGGGACGAAAGAAGAGGAGACCGCCUCCAAGGCUUUGGCCUCCAUGUCGAAGAUCAUUGACGAGUGCAACACUCAGGUGGGAAAGAUGAGACAGGUGGAGGAGCUGAUCCAUGUCUCUCAAACGCUGGAGUUCGACAAGCUCAAGGCCAUCCCGAUCAUCUCUCAGAAUCGGUUUCUGGAGAAGAAGGGAGAGCUGCAGGAAAUGUCCAAAGGAGGAACUAUCUUCAACAUGAGGGCCAAGUUCACUCCUGUCAACCUCUUCCUCUUCAACGAUCUGCUCCUCAUCGCUUCCAAGAAGGGUGCGGAGCGCUUUGUGGUUCUCGACCACGCCCAUCGCUCUCUGGUGCAGGUGCAGCCCCUGGAUGAAGGUGGGAGCGGCGGCGGCCCCUACGAGCACUGCUUCAACCUCACCCUGCUGGAAAACCAUCAGGGGCGCAUGAUGGAGCGACUGUUCAAAGCUCCCUCCCAGUCAGACAUGCACAGGUGGAUGGCGGCUUUCCCCAACCCCACAAUCCCAGCCACAGAUGAAGACGAAGUGAUUUAUGACGAUUGGGACUGUCCUCAGGUGCAGUGUGUGGAGCAGUACACUGCCCAGCAGGCAGACGAGCUCACCCUGGAGCCCACUGAGAUUGUCAACGUCAUCCGCAAAACCAACGAGGGCUGGUACGAAGGGAACCGUCUGUCAGACGGUCAGAAGGGCUGGUUCCCCGUGGGAAACGUCAUAGAGAUCACCAACGAGCACGUGAGGAGGCGAAACCUCCGAGAACGCUACAGGGUUAUUCAGGCUGCGAGUGUGGUUUCCUUUUCCAACAGCAAGAUCCGCACCACUAUUUAGAGUCGGUGGAUCCAAGUCGUUUACAUUUAACCUUUUUUUUUUUUUUUAAAAGAACUUUAUAUGGACACGCUGUACAAAGACUAUUCUGGGGGCUUUAUUGGUUUAACUGUCAGGAAAUGAAAGCUAAAAGGAGAACAGCGAUAAUCACGAGACGCCAUAACAGAGCUGCGAUCAUCACCUUAUUUAUACUACUGGAGUGUGUGUGCGUUUAAGCAGCAGGGAUAGUGGCUCAUUUACUGAUGCUCAAAGAAACUAUGUGGUAUGCGCAUGUUUGCAUUCAACAACAGAGACCAGCGUCUUCGCAGCACCGCAGCUGGAGAGUUCCUCGUACCGACGCCCUGCAUUAUCGUCUCCUCACGCGCACAAAAAAAAAAAAACGCCACAUCGACGUCAUAGUAAUCAUUCUUGCUAUAGCCCGGCCAGACCGCACAAACCUGCUCGGGAGGAAAAGAGACGAGGCGUUCCUGCAAACGCCUCUCCCGGUCAAAGUCGUCACACAUGCACACUCGAGUUAAAUCCUCUCAUUCCUGCCACGCACAACAACCUGCCGAGUGGAACGCAAGAUGCGACACGCAUUACUGGUUAAAGAUUGACUGACCGAAAAAGGAAUCGCUCUCACCAGAAGACAAUCCUAUAGAGAAUCUAGUCAGUGAUUUCCAUAAACCGAAACAGCCCGAGGGAUCGACUAAAAGAGCGGUGGGAAUGCAUGUUUACGCCGUUUCAGGAGCCGUUGCUGUUGUAGCUCGUGUCACUAGCCAAUCGUGGAAUAAUACUGUAGCUCCCCCUGGAGCACGUCGUCAGUGAAGAGUUUUGUAUUAUUUAUGGAUCGACUGUAAAAUGUACAAUAUGUUGUAAAUAAUGAGUGGGGGAUUUUUUUCCCCCUACGAAAACACAAGUUGUGCUUUUAAUAAAACCUUUUCAGCUACA